Messenger RNA from Drosophila pseudoobscura, 4117 nucleotides. RefSeq lists its product as uncharacterized. NCBI's taxonomy places the organism in Eukaryota, Metazoa, Arthropoda, Insecta, Diptera, Drosophilidae. The record is from RefSeq and is a predicted model, not a curated record. Bases 875 to 1081 code for a protein of 68 amino acids. The transcript is spliced from 3 exons.
UGGGGUCGUAAAAGCUCGCGGCGUAGUAAAAGCUCUCCAACGUACGGCGUCAGUGGGUGGUGGUCCAUUCGCAUCUUUCACUGACAAUGCAAAGUGGUUGGGCAUCCUUCGUCUGACUCGGCUUGGUUUUCAUGUUCAUUCAUCACAAACAUCACACGCUGGGGCCACAGUUAGUACAACAAAUACCGUCGGCCAGAGCAGACGUUGCUUCACAGAAACACGCAACGCGAGAGCUUCAUCCGAGUGUGCUCCGGUGGCGACAUCGUAUCUCCGUUUGGCGCCAUAUUUACUUAGGCCAAUCCCGGAGACCCGGAGUCCUUUUACGCUGUGCGUUUGCCUGUUCGUCUGCGUAUUUGUUUGUGUAAUUUCGCGCGCUUUUGUGUCGCCUGCUGUGGCUGCUGUGUGCGAGUGUGCGUGCGUAUACGUAUUAUCCCGCGCGGGUCAGAAAAGUACUGAAAUUGAAAUUGAAACUGGAGCCCCGGACCACAAAAAAGGGAUAUUUAAAAGGCGUGAGUUUUGCGGCCCACUGCUGGACAACUGCCAGUAAAGUGAGAUAGAUCUUAAUUAGGCAUUUAAUGGCAGUUGGCAGACAACAAUAGCUGGUAGCUGGCUACCGAGGAGCAGGACUUUCUCUGGAAAGUUGUAGCACCAGUAGUAACCGAAGUUGAGGCCCCAGAAACUGGACAGACAGCCGGAACUGUAGCACAACCAAAAGCCGAUCAGCAGCUCAUUCAACUUUGAGUGCUUUAUGGUGCUGGAGAGCAGCAAUAUAGCAACGGCAAUAAGAACAACGGAACAGCGUUAACAACCAUCGCAGCCUGGGGCAGGAAGUAUCAUCUACCGAACCGACAGAGGAACAAAGCCAUUCGCCAAGAUGGCUGGCGGGGGAAGAACAGCCGGAAAAUACGGUUACUCGGACAACAGUUAUUACAGUAGUCACUCCUACAAGAGCAUCAACGAUGAGAUUAUCCUGGUUAGCAUUAUAAUGGGAAUCACCAUACUGGUCCUUAUCACCAUCGCCCUGUGCUACAUUGCGUAUGAGAAGUGCCAGAAGAAGCGGGAGUACUAUAUCAAUGCCUAGAGAGGCUCUAGAUGGGGCUGUUUCACGGCCUGGGGGCUCGGUGGAUCCUUUCGUUUACUUUUCCUUUCAGUUGGUAUUUACUCUUCUCCUACUGGUGGCAUUGCAAGGCUAAAUGUCAACACGGUCUGCAACAAUGUUGAUGUUGACGAUUUAGUUUGCCAACAAAAAUAACCAAGAGUGUGGCGGUAUCCUGCAUACUGCAUCCUGCAUCCUGCCCCACUCGCGUAGAUACAGACCCCCACACACAUACACAGAGUCGUCACACAAAUCGGAAUGCAGCGGAAUUUGUGCUGUUUAAACGUUUCUCUCCAGUCUUCCGUCUCUGCAUUUUUUGUUGCCUUUGCAGUUUCUGAAGUGGCUGCUGGAACGGAAGAGGAUGCCUGGGACAUGGGGCAUGGCUCUAUUAUGUUGCCACAGUGUGCACAGUGGGAUUGAAUAAUGUAACAGAUUUUUCCAAGCAAUUGCCAUGGCAGCAAUCAUUAGCCGCCAGAAAACAUUUUAAGUUUAUUUUUAUUAAAAAGAAAUCUUUCAUAUUUUCAACAGUUUAAAUUUUAAAACUUCAAUUUAACGAUCAACAGUUGGUACAACAAAUAAAUGCCUGCCACGAGAAUGAAAUGUGAGGAAAAUUGUAUCCAUUAAUCGAAAAAGCUGGCCCACAAUUGUGGGAUUUCCGCGCUUUUUUCAUACGUACAUCUCAAUAAAUUUCCAUUUGUAUGCCACACCAAAGGCAAUUCAAUUUAAAAUGCAAUCCGACUGGAUGCCACCAUGCCAUGCAACAACCUUUUGUUUGUCGCAAAAAAAAACCAACCAUAACCCUCAUGCCACAGAAUGGAGGGUAAAGAAAGAAAGAAAUACGACUAAAGGGCGAAUCUUUUUCAAGUGUUCCGUUCCUGGGUUCGAACCGAUAUUGUUGCUAACACCCAGAGUCAUAUCCACAUGCGGGUCUGUACCUAUACAUACGUACAUAUGUAUAUAUGUAUGCCAAUUUCGGAUAUUGACAGCGUGGGAGCAUUUAACCAACCGACGGACGGACAGACAGACAGACAGACAUAUAGACAGAGAAACUGAGUGACUUUUCUUAUAUUCUUUUUUGGCGGAGAUGGCCAUCUUUUGUGUCCUCUUUUUUGGGGUAGCGUAGCUCGAGGCUGUAAUAAUAAAAACGGCAGCGGAGAAAACUGGGUGCAGUGCACACGAACAAAGCGUAAAGAAACAAUAAAAGGAAUCGCAUAACAAUUCUAGGGGAAGCACACAGCGAUUCCGACCCCGUGUCCCGGAGAUAAAGGCCCAAAAGAGUUCUCCCGCCCAUUAAAUUAGAGCAAAAUGGAACGUUUAAAGAAACCUGGUUCUCAGCCACAAUAACGACAAGUCCUGGGCAUAAAUUUAAGCUCUUGACAAACCCGAAAAUGUCUAUCGUCCAUACACGUAGUGCCAUAUGUAUUGGGGCAUCACAAACCCAAAGCAAACACAUUCUGCACUUUGUGAUGAGGAGAGUCUUAAUGUUAAUCAGCUUAGGCAACCAACCGCCAUCAUCGGAUGUGAGUAACAUUUCGGUGUGUUUUCUUUUUGGGGACAUCAAGAAGGCCUAAAGAGCAAACAAGGACACUUGUGGGGGCGUGAGCGUUUUAUCCUACCGACCUGGAAAUGCUUUUAAAAAUUAAACAACUGAUAAAUGACAAAGUUCGUUGGACCAGAAAUUAUCGUUUGACAAAUUGGCAGGCCAUGAUGAGAGCUCAUCAAUUGCCUGGCAACCAGGCUCCUCUCGGCUCUGAUGAUGCACAGCAGUCCCAUCAAGCAGUCUAGCAGCCUUCUGGCUGCCAUGGCCAGGGAGACAGGGUGUACUUUAUAUGACAAAGCCAGACGAAUUACUUAUGAGUAAGCGGUUCUAUUGAAAUGGAAAAUUAGCUCCAAGUUCCUAUUUUUAUGUUGAAGAAUGUACUCCAAAUUGAGUUGAAUUUAAGACACAGAAGAUUACGUUACGGAAAUGACUAGGAUUUGGGUUUAUUAGAGGCCAUGUUUGAGGUUAAAAGAGCAUCAGGAUAUGUUUUCGACCUUGGGGCUCAUCUUGAUUUCAUCCCAAAGAAUUUACUCAUCUUUGAGCAUAUUUUCUGUGGCUUAACGCUUUUGUCGAUUGGCCACAAAAAAAACCACAUUGACCGACCACAAAAGACAAAAACAUCAAAGAAUGGUUGGCAAUGGAAAAACUUUACUAAUUACCCGUUAACCAUGAAAAAUUCCCACAUAAAAAUCCAGACACGCUCCGAGUGCAACAAUAAAUUUGAUGACGGACAUAAUAAACGGUGCAACGUCAGUGGCAAAAGAUUGGGACAGAACACGCGUAAGCACAAAUUUUUAGCACUUGUCUGACUCGCAGGAAAGGUUUCGUUUUCUUCGCCACUCAAAACGCAUCCUUCUUAUCCUUUUGAAGGAAAUUUACAGAAGCUGCUUGCCAAAUGAAUGACUCGUAACUUUUGAGAGACUCCCUGGCUGCGACUCAGACACUCUGACUCUGACACGCACACACACAAACACACACACACAACACACGUAGUAAACUUUACGUCCAUUUUUUUAUAGUUUUUGUUCUUGGUGUGGCUGUCACACUAAUUGCCACAUGACUUGGCCAAAAACAGAAAAAGGGGGGGAAAGGGAACGAAAAUUAAUGAAAUUACUUUAUUGUAGCUGAAAGUUUUUGUACAUGCAUUUAAUCAAUUGCACUUCAAAGCAUAGCGUAUAGAUAUCUAUAUAACCAGGAUAGAUUUGACCACUUAUACCUAAUAGAUUGAUUGAUUACCUAUUCAAUUAUUAAAUAGCUAAUUAAUUCACUCUUUUUUGGCAUGAAAAGAGGGACCAAACGUACAACAAAGAAUCCAAUGCGAUGUGUACUUUAUUUUGAAAAUAAAACAGUGAGAUCUACGAUAUAAAUGUUGAGAUUAGCGGCAAAAAAACGAUUGUUAAUACUAUAUACUAACUAUGAUAUACUUCAUGUACAACAUUAUAAAAUAAAGAACAAAUGUUUAUGCAUGUUAUUAAACCCAA